AUGGCUUUGGCAUCCAUGGAUGCGUUGGGAGCCUUCUCCCACCUUCAGAACAACCUGCCCUCUUGGAUCACUCGUGUCUCGGAACUCGCUGCGCACGCAUCUGCCAAACACGCCGAAUAUACCGCAGCCUACAGGCGACACGCUACAUACAAACCCCGGCGCCGAAGGAAUAGCUCCGUAUGCUCCAUUCACACCAACGACGUCGUUCCGAUUGCACAACGUGAGGGCCCGACUUCGGAAGCCCUCGAAGCCAACACUACCACAACACUCGAAAACGAUGCAUCUAUGCCGGCGCAAACCGCUGGACGCAAGCGUGGUACGGACGAGGCUCCGUCUAUCGACUCAAGCGAACGAUACGCCUUCGUUAGCACCCGACACAACGUUAUCAUUGAGUACGACGGUCACACUCAAAAGGCCUUGGAGGAGAUUGUUCGAGACCUUGGAAUUGCCAGGAAUAAUAUCCGACGGGGGAAAAUGGGAAUGAUGCCUCGCGGAGGACUUCGAGCAAGUCUUCUGCAUAAGACCUCGGCGGGUGGUGGCCAGCCAGGAGAGAAUGGAUCGCCAUUAUCUGCACUCUCCUAUGUUCGCAGCACGAGGGCUGGCGGUGGUCUUGUUGGCGUGACUGGGUCUUCUGGGAUCCGUAAGGAAUCUCCCUUUGACUUUGCGGACAAACAGCUAGAGCUUGCCCACGGACUCUGCGAGACCGCCGCGUACCAGGUCCUCCGAUCGGGUGACUGCGCUACAGAACUCGACGGUGUGGAAGAAAAGUUCAAAAUGCUACUGGAAAUGGCCAACAACGAAGUCAAGCGCCUCGAGGAGGAAAAGAAACAACAAGAAGAAGAGGAAGCCAAAGCACAGUCUGAAUCGCAGUCCGAAUCAGUCGAAGAGGACGCGCCCGCGAAACCACCGCUGACUCCGACUGCCGCACGACUCGCGCGAUUGGCCGCUAUCACGGCGGGUGCGAGCAAGCCGACAUCGACUGCGCACGCCACCAUCGAAGUCGACGACGCCUCGUCGAUAUCGGCGGAAUCCAUCGAUCUUUCUGCAUUCCGGGCUUCCCGAAUCCGAGUGUAG
Molecule: messenger RNA, 1074 nt
Organism: Penicillium subrubescens
Lineage: Eukaryota; Fungi; Ascomycota; Eurotiomycetes; Eurotiales; Aspergillaceae
Exons: 1
Coding region: 1-1074 (357 amino acids)
Source: RefSeq, a predicted model, not a curated record